This is a messenger RNA of Haliotis rufescens (red abalone), 627 nucleotides long. Its product is annotated as BTB/POZ domain-containing protein KCTD21-like. Gene Ontology annotation, biological process: protein homooligomerization. The record is from RefSeq and is a predicted model, not a curated record. The coding region runs from base 200 to 439 and encodes 79 amino acids. The transcript has 2 exons. NCBI's taxonomy places the organism in Eukaryota, Metazoa, Mollusca, Gastropoda, Lepetellida, Haliotidae.
CACUUAUAACCCUAACUAAACUGCUGAAUUGUUGUUUAAAGUGGUCUUUAACAAACCAUUCACUCAAAUUGACAGGAACCAACUCACAUUCUUAAAUUUACCCCGCUUUUCUUUUGUUUCUAGAUAGAAACCUACAAGCAAUACUCGACACACUGAACACGUGAUAAUCACUUACAACUGUGGACAAUAUUUUGACAUUAUGGAGGAUUCUCAAGUUGUGGACUUAAACGUUGAUGGUCGACAUCUGACAACCUCCCUGUCCACCCUCACAAAGUACCCGGACUCCAUGUUGGCCGCCAUGUUUAGUGGAAGGCAUCCGGUAGCCAAGGACAAAGAUGGCCGCUGUUUCAUCGAUGUAGAUGGUGAUGUGUUUGUUCAUAUCCUCAACUUUCUGAGAUUCGGGAAAUGUGCCUCCACCCGAAAGAGCAUCAGAGGUUAAUGAAUAUGCGGAGUACUUUGGAUUACAGGAACUGAAGGCACCUGUCCCCGAAGACUUGAACAAGUGCUCUACGGAAUAUGGAAAAAGAAGCUACCUGACUACCAAAGUCAAUGGGAUUGUGUGAAAAGUAAAUUGAACGAUAUUCCACAAGUUACUUUCACAUUUGCGCAAUAAAGUCUGAUUGUCGA